AUGGCCAAGGGUUUCACUUGGCAAGAGACUUCUCAGGAGGAGAAGGAAGCAUGCGUCGUGCGAUUGUUCCAGCGUUUCCCAGAUGUGCUUCUCCAUCUGGGCGAUCCACAGCUCGCGCAGCAGUUUGACCUUCCCAGCCUUCCGGCUCACGCAAGCGAGCGAAGCGCGGUGAAGCUGAAGCAGCAGUUGACUGAAGAUGUACUGACUGUCGAGCUGAGCCGAAGGCGCAAGCCAUGGACAAGCUCAAGCUAUUUAAGCCAUGGUGGCCAUGGUAGUGUCAAGCCCUCAUGGGCACAGGCAGACACUGCCCAGGAAGUGGCCCAGGCCUUGGAUGCCAUGACAGCUACUUUGACCUCCUUGGCACCAUCAAGAGCACAGGUGCUUCCGAUCUCGCAGUCUGCCCGAGAAGUACUUGCAUUGAACCAGAGUUUCACUGGAUCAAGUUUGGCGGCAGAAGUGCCCAAAGAAGCCAAACUCUCACACAGACAGACCUCGACACAUUUGACGCCUCCACGGCACGAACUUGCCGCCAAGAUCGAAGUCAAGAGCUCAUCCAGUUCACCCUCCUUCGGGCGACCUUCAGCCGUGAAGUGUUUCGCGAAGAAAUCUGCUAAGCCGCUGUAUAGGCAGCAAGAGUUUGAGGAGCAGGAAGAUGAGGUGUGGGUGCCUGGUCAGAGCUCUGAUGAGGAGUUGCUAGCCAGAUCCAGAUCAGCCCACGGCAUAAGCACCAGCUCCAGCAAGUCCAAGCGCGAUGCGUCUCCAACCGCCAGCGACAAGAGCUUCGAGAGCCCGUUCUUUCCUUUUUUGCGGGGGGCGGAGACGGGGACAACCGCAUCUCCAACAUCCAGCAACAGCAUCGACUUGAGGUCGCUGCGCUCGCCAGCUGCCCAGGCUGCCCGCCAGGCCUGGGCAGAUCAGGGCUUUCGAACGCCCAGCGACGGCGACCUUUUGAGGGGUUCGGGUGGCUCGGGUUCCCGAGGUUUGGGGGCCAGACGCGGUCUGGCCCUUCAACUGUCUUCCAAUUCCAAAACCUCUCGGUCCUCCAUGGUGCCCCCGCCUCUAGAUGACGAUGGGCGCAGCGGCACCCCGCCAUCGGCUUCCAGCAAAAUGACCAUGCGCAUAGCAGAGACCGAAGAGCCCGCUGUGCAGCUUCUGUUUCAAACGGAGCCAAAAAGGCGCCCUUCACGAUGCAACACGAUCCCAGCUGACAUGAUGCUUGCAAUUGGGCCACGCAUCCUUCAGGUAGCCAAGGUGCCACGGCCUUUACCAGCAGCAUUCCCCCAGCGGCGGAACAUCAUCUUCUUCGACUGGGAUGAUACUCUUUGCCCGACCAGUUGGAUCCGCAGUUUGCUGAAGGAACACCUUGCGGACAUGGAAGAAUGGCUUGACCAGGGCGAUGAUUGCCUCGAGACAGAAGAGGACUGGCGCGACAGUAUACCCAGCUGGUUCAAGCAACCGCUGCCAGACGAGCCACAUGUCCGCCAACUCAUUGCAGACCUGCAAAACGCCUGCAUCCGGACGAUACGCGUAGCUCAGUCGCUCGGAGUGGUAUGCAUUGUCACAAACGCAGUUCCGGGAUGGGUGGAGAAGACGAUUAAGAGAUGGUUGCCCAAGCUUCGUACUCACAUCGGUGUACAUUCGAUCCAUUCUCAACACCCGAUCAAAGUCAUCUACGCCCAGCAGGCCUACUGCGAUGCCAGUCUGAACCUUCCGUUUGUGGACGAGCAAGGGGAGUUCAUGCUGUGGAAGAGGGCAGCCAUGGCUGGUGCGUUGACUGAGCUGGACCACCUCUAUGGUCUCGAGGACAAGAGUGACACCAUGCAGAAUAUGCACAACAUGCACAACAUGCAUAACAUGAACAUGCGCUCGAUGUGCUCGAGCUCAGCAAGGCUGGUGAAUGUGAUUUCCAUCGGAGACACAGAAGCAGAGAUGAGUGCUGCAGAGCUCGCCAGCCAGGGCCUUCAUAGCAGGCACCCGAAACGCGGCCGCCUCUACCGACGGGCCUGCGGUUUGCAGGACUUGCCUGACAGCUUGCAGCCAGAUGCAAACCACGGCGACAAGGGUGACAAGCCUCAAAGUCGCACAUCUAGCAAAGACGGGAGCAAGGAUGAGAGCAAGGACGACGCCAGUGGCAGCAGCGGCAGUGAAAGCGGCAGCCCGCCAGGUGAGCGUGGUGAGCGUGAGCGCGUCUUCUUAGAAGGUGAGUUUGGGCCGGGCCGGAGCCGUUCCGUAGAAAGCUCGAAUCGCAGAGCCUUCGGGGCCUUUCGUCCCUGGGUGAAGUUGAUCAAGCUCUCCGAGGGCUGUCAAGCUCGGCGGUUGACAGCACAGCUGGAGGAGAUCGCCCAGCUCCUGCCCAAGAUGCUGGCUUUACGACGCCACGUCCGUGUAGACCUCACUGACCUCACUGAAGGCUCCGGAGGGGAAGCGGCCCUGAGGACUUUGGGCUGCACCGAAGAGGACCUUCAGCUGGAGCGACAUCUGUGUGUGGAAACUGUCUGA
Symbiodinium natans is the source of this 2499-nucleotide messenger RNA. Lineage: Eukaryota; Dinophyceae; Suessiales; Symbiodiniaceae. The record is from the annotation of a GenBank genome assembly.